GGGCCUUCCAGAUCGUUCAAACACCACACGGUUAUGAUGGAUAUGGGACUAGGUGAAGAUGGUGGUACACUGAAGCAAGCCUCUCAUGUCUGGGCUAUGCUUGAUGAGAUGGCCAAUUCUGAUCCUGCGGCAUACCAGAGAUUCAUCAAGAAAACCAUGGAAGAAGGAAAAGAGAACAUGGAUCUUCCCAAGCCAUUCGCCUGCAUGAAGACAUCUAUCAUUACCCCAUCAAAGUCUGUGUUGUAUAUCAACCUGUGUAGCUGGAAGAAGAUCCCUAAACCUUCUACUGAUUCUGACCCCAUUGCAGUGGCUACAGGACCUCUUGAAGAUAGCAAAGAUGCUUCAGGUAAAUACAGUGUUGUCCGAUUGGCUUUCAAUCCUUACGUUCUAGAAGAGAGUUUUCAAAAUGCUGUCGAUCGUGACCUUCUGAUCAACCUCGGAAUGGACUAUGUGGAGAAUCAACACAAAGUUAAACUCUCCAGGUCGUACAAAGAGUGCCAAGGCCUCAAGUUCAAAGGAGACAUCUCCACGUUGACAUCGGCAAAGCGGUUCUUCGGGAAGCGGGAGAAGACGGAAGCAGAAAUCUUGGAGGAGAACCUUGCGGGACUCAGCCCGGACACGCUCCUGGGGAAGAUCCAUGAAUUGUCAAAUCAGGACCUAGGGCAGUCAGAACUGGAGGACAGGCUGAAGGAUCUUGCUGUACAAAAAAAUGUAGGAUCCACCAAAGAUCCAGGUGGAAACAGGAAAGGUGGACUGAUCCAGGAGAUCUCUAGCACCAAGUUGGAGCUGCCAGAGCCGGAGUACAGUCUUGAUCUCCAGGAGGGUGAUGAGAAGGGUCCCAGGAGACUUGAGUUGAGAUUGGAGCUUCAUGGUGUACAAUCCGUCUCUCAGUGUGAACUGGACAUCUCAGAGGAUGAAGUCAGCCUGUUUGUCGAGGGGAAGUACGACCUCCACCUACGUUUUCCAGAACUGAUCUCCGAGUCUGACGCGAAGGCCAGGUUUUACAAGAAAUCUUCAGUGCUGUUGGUCACAUUACCAACCCAGAGAUGACAUCAUAUGAGGAGGCUUUCACAGGUGAGUUAAGAGCCAAGACUGCUUCAGGCUGUCAAGUGUGCAUCUAUCGAAGCAAAGAUGGUUGACGCGUCAAGAAGACCGUCGCUAACGGAACCCACAAAGACAACAGGUGUGCGCGUAUGUUUAUCAUUGAUUCAGAGAGUAUCAAAUGUCAUGUAUUCCUUUAAAGGGCUUUCGCACCUGUGGCCCAUAACAUAAAGCUUAGUAAGAUUUUCAUCAUAGAACUUUUUGUUAUUGAUCGCAUAGACAAUUAUUUUCAAUCAUUUAAAAUCAAGUGUACAAGUAAGCACAAUCCUUUGUGUUACGGCACCCUGCACGUUCUAACGAGCCAUUGUAUUACGUAAUUAUAAUAUUAUUUAGGUAGCAGUUCUUCAUAUCAAUGUUUAAUUGUCAGAAAUAAAUGUAGGAUUACAUUAACAUGCUUAAAAGAUUGAGGUGUACUCAAGGGUUAUAAAUCAAUAAUGACUACAGGAAUUGUUGAAAUAAUAUAUGCUUAAUAGCUGCUAAAUACAGUGAUUAGCUGGAUCAAUGAGGAAAAUUUAGACAUGUUUUAGAUGUCAAUUUCAAUUUUUAUCCACCCUUUCCUAUUAUUUGUGAUCGUUUCUGUUAUGUAAUGAAAGCCUGCUGGGAUUGUGACAUACAAACUAUCAGUCAUUUAACUUGCUCUCAUUUGAGAAAAUUUUUGGUAGCUACAUGUAUUGUGCAGUAAAUAUUCAGUUCCAUGUCUUAAUCUAAUAAUACCCUCGAUCAGAAUUCGUAUCCUCGUCGAAAUAACAUUCUAUUAUGAAUCGGUUAAGAUUCCAAUGAUAUCUUAUCGCGACCCAAACGUUGAUCAAUGCCACAAAUUCGUGGGCUGAGAUACGAUUGAGUUUGUACCAAUUAAGGUAAUGAAAAUCUUUAAACUUUGAUGUAGAUCUAGAUUACCAUUUUUGUCAAGUUCAACUAACUUCAAGUUUUGGCAACGUAAUCGUCAGGACACAAGUUUGCUUGUACGGGACUAUUCACUUCAGCGCUGCGGAUCUGUUUGAACUCUGGGAAACAUUAUUUUGGUUAAGACUUCUCAAUGCUUCUGUGUUAUUUACUGUCUAUCCUGUACUUUUUUUAAUAUUGGGUAGAG
Molecule: messenger RNA, 2191 nt
Organism: Lytechinus variegatus (green sea urchin)
Lineage: Eukaryota; Metazoa; Echinodermata; Echinoidea; Temnopleuroida; Toxopneustidae
Product: PIH1 domain-containing protein 2-like
Exons: 4
Coding region: 34-1050 (338 amino acids)
Biological process (GO): box C/D snoRNP assembly; rRNA processing
Cellular component (GO): cytoplasm; R2TP complex; ribonucleoprotein complex
Source: RefSeq, a predicted model, not a curated record